UCAGUACACAGACGUCGACGCUCGCAGACGCGCGCGGACUGCACUCUGGGAAACUUUUCAUCAAACUUUCUACACAUGGAAGUGGCGGAAGCCCUGGACUAGAGGAAGAGAUGGAGGCAGACUCUCUGGACCUGAGCCACCUGACGGAGGAGGAGCAGUCCUCCAUCCUGCACGUCCUGCAGCGAGACUUGGAGUUGCGUCGCCGUGACGAAGGACGUGUAAGGAAUCUCGAGAAGACAGAGACCGAUCCGGCACGUCUGCGCUUCCUGUCCGGGGCGUGGUUCAGCGAGGAGCGCAGCAAGCGCCAUCGCCAGCGGCUGUCGGCCUUUGAGAUCGUGCACGCCACCAUCCGCCACAGGAGGACGAAGAGCAGAGAUGUACCCUUGAAUGAACUGUUCAAUGGCGAGAGAGAGGAGACCUCCAACAACAACACUCCUCCUGAGGUAGCAGAAAGACUGAAGGUCAGCGAGAAGGACAGAGUGAAGGACUACAGGGAGGAGGAGGAUGGAGGGAGUCAAGGAAAUUUAAAAAUCACAUAUUCGCCCAGAACUAAAAGUCCAGGACCGCAGAGUCAUCAGGGUCGUAAUAGAUCCUCUUCCUCCAAAGAUAUUGAAAGAAGAAGCAAUGGCCACUUAGAGGAUCCGGAGGAGAAGUUGACUGACAGCUACAACGGGGACACUGACUCUUUGAGCAGCUGCGUGACGGAGCCGGAUCCAGUCUCCCUCCGAACCAGCAGCUCCACCAGCAGCAUCAAUUCGGGCUACGUGCUCAGUGGAAGCAUGAUGAGUCUGUUCAGCUCGGGGGACUUCGGAGUGGUGGAGGUGAGGGGCCGUAUUCAGUACUCAUUGGUUUACGACACCCAGAAGGAGGAGCUGCAAGUGAAAGUGUACUGCUGCGAGGACAUUGCUUCAGCACGCAAGAACCGCUCUGACCCAUAUGUCAAAACCUAUCUACUGCCAGACAAGUCGAGUCACAGUAAGAAGAAGACCUCUGUAAAGAAGAAGACAUUAAACCCAGUCUAUGAGCAGACGCUCCGAUACAAAGUGAGGACUGGGGAGCUGCGGAGUCGAACUCUGAACCUCUCCGUGUGGCACGCCGAGCCCCUGGGGAGGAAUGUAUUCCUGGGGGAGGUGGAGGUGGCACUGGGGCAGUGGGACUGGGCGAACACGCAGCCAGUGUGGCACAACCUGCAGCCACGGAUUUAUCUGAGCCCAGACUCCAUCAGCAGUCGGGGGAACAUCAUGUUAUCUAUUAAGUUCAUCCCAGAUGGAUUUGAGGGUGAUGGUCUGCCUCUGACAGGAGAGCUUCACAUCUGGCUUCGGGAGGCUCAGAGUCUCCUGUCGAAUAAAGGAGGCACUAUCGACUCCUUCGUUAGGAGCUAUAUUCUCCCGGAUGCGAGCCGACAGAGUGGUCAGAAGACCCGGGUGGUGAAGCGCUCCUUCAGCCCCACCUACAACCACACCAUGGUGUACGACGGCUUCCACACCAGCGACCUGAGGGAAGCCUGCGCCGAGAUCACAGUCUGGCAACGCGAGGGCCUGAAGACGCACCCUCUCGGGGGAAUACGUCUGAGCUGUGGAACCGGUCGGAGUUACGGGGAACCCGUCUGCUGGAUGGACUCCACGGAGGACGAGGUUGCCGUUUGGACCUCCAUGAUUGAAAACCCGAACCACUGGAUCGACACGACACUACCAGUCAGAACUAACCUCUCACACCGAUCUGACUGACUCUGACACAUCCUGCACAGAAACAGGCCUUUUAAUGCAAUAGCUGGACUCUAACUGCCUCUCUUUCACAGUUGCUGACUUGACUUGCGCUCAUAAACAAGUCCGUCUGUAGUAGUGCAAUAUUUUGACUCAUGCUUAUGUUAGAAAUUCUUGAUCAAAAUCAAGUGCAAGUUAAGUGUUUUGUUUGUAUGUUUUAGUUACGUCUAAUCUGAAGAAGAGGGUUUUAUUUUAAUUCGUUGCAGUUUAUUAUUAAAUACAACUGACAGAUCAUGUGUUGUUCUGGUUUAUGUUCUGUUAUUAAAUUGUUUGGAAAGGAUUUGUUUAGAAAUACUGCAUAUAUUAAACAAUGGAGUAGUUUCCAAUAAUUGUUCGA
Messenger RNA from Salarias fasciatus (jewelled blenny), 2100 nucleotides. RefSeq names its product synaptotagmin-like 1 (gene sytl1). Lineage: Eukaryota; Metazoa; Chordata; Actinopteri; Blenniiformes; Blenniidae. The record is from RefSeq and is a predicted model, not a curated record. The transcript has 15 exons. Gene Ontology annotation, molecular function: small GTPase binding; neurexin family protein binding. The coding region runs from base 111 to 1727 and encodes 538 amino acids. Gene Ontology annotation, cellular component: plasma membrane; exocytic vesicle. Gene Ontology annotation, biological process: exocytosis; intracellular protein transport.